Molecule: messenger RNA, 951 nt
Organism: Cynocephalus volans (Philippine flying lemur)
Lineage: Eukaryota; Metazoa; Chordata; Mammalia; Dermoptera; Cynocephalidae
Product: olfactory receptor 2W3-like
Exons: 2
Coding region: 1-951 (316 amino acids)
Biological process (GO): detection of chemical stimulus involved in sensory perception of smell; G protein-coupled receptor signaling pathway
Cellular component (GO): plasma membrane
Molecular function (GO): G protein-coupled receptor activity; olfactory receptor activity
Source: RefSeq, a predicted model, not a curated record
AUGGAUGGAACCAAUGACAGCACCCAAAACCAUUUCAUCCUUCUGGGGUUUUCUGACCGCCCCCAUCUGCAGAGGGGGAUCCUCUUUGUGGUCAUCUUGAUAGCAUAUCUCCUGACCCUUCUGGGCAACACCACCAUCAUCCUGGUGUACUGGCUGGACCCUCACCUGCACACUCCAAUGUACUUCUUCCUCACCCACCUGUCUUUUCUGGACCUCAGUUUUACCACCAGCUCCAUUUCUCAGCUGCUCUAUAACCUUCAUGGACAGGACAAGACCAUCAGCUACACUGGCUGUGCCAUCCAGCUCUUCCUGUUCCUGGGUCUUGGCGGUGUUGAGUGCUUGCUCCUGGCCGUCAUGGCCUAUGACGGGUUUGUGGCUGUCUGCAAGCCCCUGCACUACAUGGUGAUCAUGAAUCCAAGGCUCUACCUGGGCUUGGUGUCAGUGGCCUGGGGCUGUGUGUUGACCAACUCUUUUAUCAUGUCUCCAGUGACCCUGAGCUUACCCCAGUGUGGGUACCACAAGGUGGACCACUUCUUGUGUGAGAUGCCAGCCCUGAUCCAGAUGGCCUACAUCAACACUCUGGCCAUCGAAGACACUGUCUUUGUCCUGGCAGUUGACAUUGUCCUGUCACCCUUGGUGUUUAUCCUGGUGUCCUACAGCUACAUUGUGAAGGCUGUGUUACAAAUUCGGUCAGCGUCAGGGAGGCAAAAGGCCUUGAACACCUGUGGCUCCCAUCUCACUGUGGUCUCACUUUUCUAUGGAAACAUCAUCUACAUGUACAUGCAACCGGGCAACAACUCCUCCCAGGACCAGGGCAAGUUCCUCACCCUCUUCUACAACAUCGUCACCCCACUCCUCAAUCCUCUGAUCUAUACAUUGAGAAAUAAGGACUGGCAAGAGCAAAGGAAACGUGCAGAGCGAAGCCUCCAGAGAAGCAAGGGCUUUUCCUAA